Molecule: messenger RNA, 1146 nt
Organism: Aureobasidium namibiae CBS 147.97
Lineage: Eukaryota; Fungi; Ascomycota; Dothideomycetes; Dothideales; Saccotheciaceae
Exons: 6
Coding region: 1-1146 (381 amino acids)
Source: RefSeq, a predicted model, not a curated record
AUGCCUACCUCAUCAGGAGACCUGCAGCUUGCUGCUGCAGCAGCGGGCUUCACCUUGGGCUUCGGCACUCUCACAACAUGGAGGGCUGUCAAACAAACGCAGCAAAACAAGUCACCUCACCGAAGUGCCUUCAUCUACAUGAUCUGGGGAGAGAUCCUGGCGAAUCUUCUGAUUGGUAUCCUGGGAUGGCUCUUCCUGAACGAUGUCCUACAGGCCGACCCUAUCGUGCUGUUCUUCAUUCUGUUCUGUUAUGUGUUUGAAGUCCAACUACUGCUUCAGAUCAUCAUCAACCGCAUUGCCAUCAUUGUCGAGCGAAGGACUAUGGCGGCCAAGCUGAAAUGGGCCACUGCCAUCUUCAUCUCGUUGGUCAAUAUCUGUGUUAUGUGUAUCUGGAUUCCUGCUCACAUGGCCAAACCUCCGAGUCAAACAUACGUCACUAUCAAUAAGUACUGGGAUCGUGUUUCGAAAAUCCUCAUCUGCCUUGUCGACGCAGGCCUUAACUGGUACUUCAUCCACGUUGUCGAUGCCCGCCUCGUCAAGCAACACGGUCUACGCAAGUACAAGCCUUUGAUUGGCUACUACACUCGUCUUGGAAUACUCUCUAUUUGCAUGGACGUCAUGCUUCUUGGCCUUAUGGCACUACCCAACCAGGUGGUUUACAUUCAAUUCCACCCUGUCGCAUAUAUGGUCAAGCUUUACAUCGAGAUGAGCAUGGCAGACCUUAUUGUCAAGGUUGCAACCACCUCUGAGAUCGAUGUCCGUCCCAAUCACACAUCAUCUGGAACGCCAUUCCCCGAAAGCAGAACACAUCCUCAGCGUACAUUCAACGAUCGCGACACGGUCAACGGAGCAAAGAACACUGCGCACAUCGGUCAUACAGGUGUCAGCACGAACAGAGAAGAUGUCAAGGGAAUCCAGAGACAGACAGAAGUUCAGAUCUUCGUUGGAGACUCUGACAGCGAGAAUCACAACGACGACCUGGGAAAGAUAUCAUCGAGGAAUUCGGCCGAGGACAGCUACGACGAUCAUGGCGCGCCGCGUUACAACUCGAACAACCCCUUCAGCACUGUACGCGACCAACAUCGUCUUUCUGACGAGUCACAGAUACCUCUGAAGGAUCUGCCCAGAGCUGGCGAAACAGUAUAA